Messenger RNA from Haliotis rufescens (red abalone), 1690 nucleotides. Its product is annotated as flocculation protein FLO11-like. The transcript has 13 exons. The record is from RefSeq and is a predicted model, not a curated record. NCBI's taxonomy places the organism in Eukaryota, Metazoa, Mollusca, Gastropoda, Lepetellida, Haliotidae. Bases 52 to 1629 code for a protein of 525 amino acids.
UCGUGCGCUUAUCUACUGAUAAGUGGCUUACACCGUCAUACAACUCACGCCAUGAAGACAGUUUUCCUAAUACUGAGUUUCCAAGUGGCAAUUGUUGGUGCAGAGCAUUAUCCUCAAGCUGGGUUAGAAUGCUACAAAUGCCACAAGUAUGACCAUCAUCACCAUGACGACAGGUGUCAUGUUCAGCAUUGCCAUGACGACGAGUUUUGCGAAAUUGACAUGGGACUCGAUGAUAUCGUGGAUGGAAAAUGCAAACCUCUCAAAGACUUCAAUCACUGCUUGCACGACAUGAAAACCUGGUGUCCAGACUUCAGGACUUUGUUUUACUACGGAAGAUGCAAGUUUUGUUGUGACGAUGCGGAGUGUGUAAAUCAAGCACUACAUAUCUCAGUUGACCCUUUCGGAUCGACACAGCCACCACCCACGACACCAAGCAGCCCCGACUGUGUAGAUCUAAUGCCGGGGUGUGCAACUACUGACAAUGUUUGUUCAAACACACUUGCCCCAGUUGUCUGCAAGAAGUUCUGUAGUUUCUGUGGUGUCCCAUCACCAACAUCGUCUACAUCAACUACAUCAACCACAAACCAACCUACUACCACGACUGCGAAACCAACAUCAACUCUACCGCCAUGUAGGGAUCACAUGAAAGAGGACCAGUGUCAUAUUCUUCCCAAUAUCUGUUCAGACAAACUCGCUGGUGACAUUUGUCCGGCGUUUUGUGGGCUCUGUCAAAAGGUUAAGCCAACACCUUCACUGCCACUUUGCACGAGUACAACACGAGAGGAUAACUGCGUCAAGGUUCCAAACAUUUGCAGCGAUCCUGCAGCGCCAUUUUUUUGCCCUGAGUUCUGCGGUAUCUGUACCAGACAAGUCACAGGUCGGACAGGCGGAACACCGACUGCUACAAUCACGUCCUCACAAGCCAAUACCGUCCUGCCUACAACUCCGUCGACGAGUACCGGAACUGCCCGGACAGGCGGAACAUCGACUGCCGCUAUCACGUCCUCAUCAGCAACCACCGUCCUGCCUGCAACUCCUUCAACAACGAUUACCGUGACCUUGGGUGGACGUACCUGUUCUGAUCACAGUCCAAUUUGUAGCAGUAUUGCGGACAUAUGCCACAACAAACUUGGUCCGCAACUGUGUGAGAAAACAUGUCGUUCUUGUGUCUCAGGUUUAAGCAGCACGUUACCAGCAUCUGCAUCCGUACAGACAAGCAAUUCCUCAAUGACACCAUCAGCCACUCACCCUGCUGGACCAGUUAGCCCUUCUACAUCAGGAAUUCCAACUCCGCCAGCUCGAUCAUGCUACCUGUGUGGGAACUACUCUACCUUUGACCCCUGUACGCUGGCAGAACUGACCCUUGGUGUACCUCAACCGUGUCCUUCUGGACAGUAUUGCAUGACGGACUUGUUCACCAUGUUAGACGGCAGCGAAAAAGUUUUCAAACGCUGUGUUAAUCAUCGGAUGUGUCUGAGGAAAUGGUACGCUGAGACGUCAGAUAUAAGUGUGUGUACGGACUUCAAACGUUCCAACAAUGUCUUGGAUCUGACAUGCCACUUUUGCUGUGUUGGUGACAACUGCAAUACCAAGAUCAUUCCUGAGACACAUGUAUUGUUCAAACCAUGAUGACAGUCCGACACCGUCAAAAACCUCAAACACAAUCGGUAUAACAAUAAAUAAAUGUAAA